CGCGGAAGGAAGCAGCUCUGCCUGGGACGGCGGCAAGCGCGAGGAAGAAGACGCCAGCGGCUCGCGAGUGGCACAGAGGGGAGGUGAAGACGGGGACGCUGGGCUCCUCAUCCGGCGCUGAAAACACACAGUGAGCUGCGACAUGACCUGUAAGUGUGUCUGUUGUGUCAGUACGCGUCGAGGAAGCGAAGGAGUUGCAUGAUGCAUGUGGAGUGAUCGGAGUAAAUAGGACACCUCGCUGAAGCAGGACAGGAGUGCGUCUGUGGUCCAGAUGAAGUGCUUGCUGAUAGCCAGUGAGAGCGCAGAGGUCCUCUUCCACUGGACUGACCCCGAGUUUCAGCAGAAUAUCCAGGAGCAGUAUGGGGCGAGUCAAGAGGAGGGCCAGGGGCCUCCAGCCUUUGAGGACAGCAUCAGCACCCUAUUUGCCCCCAUCAUCAUCUCCUGCAGCACCAUGGUGGACAGGCUGGGAGACAACUACACCUCCUUCACCACAGAAAACAACCAUGUCUACGUCCUGCACCAGUUCGACGAGUGUCUCUACAUUGCUGUGAAUGGAGAUGGUGAGGAGGGAGAGGAUGAUCUGAGGAGGAAGAUCUAUGUGAUGAAGAAGAUGAUUGAGGUCCUGUUUGGCAUGGUCACCCUCAGCAGCAACCUCCUCAGAAAAGAGCUGCGUCCUCAGGACACAGAGCAAAGAGCGAGGCUGUGGAAGCAUCUCCAGAGUCUGCUGGAGACCUACAGCCACCUCAGAGAGAACGACCAGAGCUUCUUAGUGGAGGCGGUGGAGAGGCUGAUCCACCCCACGCUGUGUGAGCAGUGCAUCGAGUUCCUGGAGCGCCGUUUAGUUCAGCAGCUCAACAGCAGUGUGGAGAGAGCAGGAGAGGAGGUGCUGCACGCCUUCAUCUUGGUUCACACCAAACUGCUUGCCUUCUACUCCAGCCGUAAUGCGAGCACGCUCACCACCUCAGACCUUCUGGCCCUCAUCAUCAUGGCCCAGAAUAUGUAUCCCAGCAGCGUAGACCUGGAUGAUCCAGCUCCUGAGGAUGUUGACAGUACAUCUGGGUCUGGCCCUGAGAGUUUUUACACCCCGGAGCCCUCCCCGACAGACAGAGACUCAGGCAGCUCAGCAGACAAGCCAGUGGGAGGACGCACUCCUGUGUUUGAGUUUGUGGACCCAGACAUCCAGAUGGCAGAGGACAGCUUGCAGACUCUGGAGGUUCCUCCACCUGACCCUUCAGCCCCUCGCAGAGUCUUUUUGGAGGUCUCACUCAAAGAGGGGCUGUAUCCCAUGAUGCCUCACUCCAUGUACUGUCUGCCUCUGUGGCCUGGCAUCACACUGGUGUUGCUAACUAAGAUUCCCACCAGUGCAGUGGCCAUGUCUGUGUAUAAGUUUUUGGAGGCCUUCGCCAAGCUGGAGAAGCAUUUAAGUGAAGGCCAGGAAGGCUCUGCUGCUACUAGAGGCCAACCGACUAUACAUGACAUCCGCAGCAAACUGGAUAAAUUCAUUAAAGCUCUGGGGCCCAGUGAGAUACAGUCUGCACAGUUACAAAAUGUCUGGACAGAGUUCAAGAACCGAGCUUUCACCAGAGGAGGACCUGGGUUCAACAAAGAUCUCAUCCCGUGGUGUAAGAAUAUGAAGACCCAGCUGUGUGGAAUAUACCGACAGUGUUUUCAUGUUGACACUGGACCAUCUGACAUUCCUCGACGUCUCUCCCCCGCUCUGCAGGAACGAGCCCAGUCCAUGGUGCAAGAGAAACUGAUGGACUGGAAGGACUUCCUGUUGGUGAAAAGCAAGAGGAAUAUCACCAUGGUGUCUUACUUGGAGGAUUUCCCAGGCCUCAUCCAUUUUAUCUGUGUGGACCGAUCCACUGGCCAGAUGAUUGCACCGUCACUCCACAUCACAGAACGCACCACGUCUGAGCUGGGGAAGGGACCAGUGGCUCAGUUCAUCAAAAGCAAGGUGUGGAACCUUGUCAGCACAACACGGCGCUAUCUCCAGAAAGGUUACUCCACUGUCACACUGCGCGAUGGAGAUUUCUAUUUCUGCUACUUCCUCUGGUUUGAAAAUGAAACGGGCUUCAAGUUAGAGGCGGGGGACAUGCCCAUCCUACCUGAUGACUCGGCACCCAUCGGGAUGCUUGCAUGGGAUUACUACAGCAGGAAGCUGCUGAGGUACUACAGUAAGAAUCACCAGGGUGAGGUGGUGAAGUGCUACGAGCUGCUGACGGUUCACCUGGGGGUCAUCCCAACCGAGAUCAUCCUCCAGCACUGCAGACAGCUGGCGAGCAAACUGUGGGAGCCCUCGCGCAAUCCGCUGCUGUAGACACACCCACACACUGGAACUGAGUCACAGUAGCCAAUGUGCAUAUUUGUUAAACUGCCAGGAACUGAAACUGUCAUUCUCUGUGUUUGUAUAUAUACGUCCAGUACCUCCAUCUCUGAUAACUCAACCGAAAUUAUUUAUUAGAAACAUUUCAGUUUAUGAUUAGUACAACUGAACACCUUUUUGCUCUCAUGCACUGUUAUGUUUUUGUGUGAAGUAUAUUGAUAAUAUCACCUAAUUGUUGUAGCUUGUAAUAUAUUUUUGAAUUCUCAUUCAUGAUCAGUUUUCUAUUUAUUAAUAGUGAUGUAUUGUUUUCACUGUUUAAGCUUUGGAGAUGAUGGAUUUUUAUGAAUGCAGGCACUGUCCAAUUUUGCCUUUGCUACAGCAGGCGUCACAACUUGUAUGAAUAAAACAUGCAGCAAUAAGUACUGUAUGUCUCUCCUAAUAUAGAGAUGUAAAAUAUAUAUUUUUUUGAGACAUUAAUAUCAGGAGUGUCACAUUUGCUUGUUUAUUGGGCCAUUAUUAACAUCAUUGAAAUUGCACUGCUUGACUCAUUGAUCAUUGCAUUCAUUGUACAAAACCCAACCCAAUCACUGAGUGUGUUCCUAGAUGUGAUGGCACAAUUAUUCAUUCACAGGAUUUACUUGACUUUGAAUAUAAGUGAGAAUCAGGUUAGCUUCUCUAAUCUGGAGAGUUUAAUUUGCUCACUCAUCAGUCAACCCUGGAGACUGUGAGUAUUUUAAAGAUCUGUCCAUGUAGGAUUGUUCCAUACGGAUUCACAGUGAGAGAGAGAGAGGAGUGUAUGCAGAGUUCACUACAUCAUCAGUCUCUGCACUGCUGACUCAGAUCGCUCCCGUGAGGUCAGCCACUGUUCCUGAAACCACCAGGUCCCUCAAGAAAAGUUU
Chelmon rostratus (copperband butterflyfish) is the source of this 3225-nucleotide messenger RNA. It is a transcript of the gene hps1, whose product is annotated as HPS1 biogenesis of lysosomal organelles complex 3 subunit 1. The transcript has 18 exons. Gene Ontology annotation, biological process: melanosome assembly; vesicle-mediated transport. The record is from RefSeq and is a predicted model, not a curated record. Gene Ontology annotation, molecular function: guanyl-nucleotide exchange factor activity. Bases 272 to 2320 code for a protein of 682 amino acids. NCBI's taxonomy places the organism in Eukaryota, Metazoa, Chordata, Actinopteri, Chaetodontiformes, Chaetodontidae. Gene Ontology annotation, cellular component: BLOC-3 complex.